Molecule: messenger RNA, 948 nt
Organism: Antechinus flavipes (yellow-footed antechinus)
Lineage: Eukaryota; Metazoa; Chordata; Mammalia; Dasyuromorphia; Dasyuridae
Product: olfactory receptor 52K1-like
Exons: 1
Coding region: 1-948 (315 amino acids)
Biological process (GO): G protein-coupled receptor signaling pathway
Cellular component (GO): membrane
Molecular function (GO): G protein-coupled receptor activity; olfactory receptor activity
Source: RefSeq, a predicted model, not a curated record
AUGUUAGGGUGGAAUGAGACCCACAAUAUCUCCUACACUGACUUCUUCUUGAUAGGCUUCCCAGGACUACAGGAGGCCCGAUCCUUCCUGAUCCUUCCAUUCUCCUGCAUAUACCUGGUGAUACUCACAGCCAAUGCCCUGAUCAUCUACACUGUGGUGACCCAGAGAAGCCUGCACCAGCCCAUGUACGCCCUCAUUGCAAUGCUCCUGACGGUCAAUAUUUGUUCUGCUACUGCCGUUGUACCUGCCAUGCUCUUUAACUUCACUACUCGCUACUACCGUAUUUCUCUUUCCUGCUGCCUUAUCCAGAUGUUCUCUGUUUAUUUCUUCAUCAUCUUUGACUGUGGCAUUCUCCUGGUCAUGGCACUAGAUCGCUACAUUGCCAUCUGCUAUCCACUGCGUUAUCCAGAAAUUGUGACAUGGCAGAUGUUAGCAGGGUUGGUGGGCUUAGUGACAGCACGGAGCAUAGGCACUGUAACCCCAGUAGUCGUACUGGCUUCAAGAGUGCGCUUCUGCCGCUCUAACAUCAUCUAUCACUUUACCUGUGAGCAUAUGGCUCUGAUGAAGCUGUCCUGUGGAGACAUCUCACUCAACAAGACAGUGGGGCUCACUAUCCGCAUUUGUACUCGGGUCCAAGAUAUGUUGCUCUUGGGUAUCUCCUACACACGCAUCAUCCACGCUGCCUUCCGGAUCUCUUCUGGUGGAGCCCGCUCCAAAGCCCUGAACACUUGUGGCUCCCACCUACUGGUCAUCUUCACUAUCUAUACCUCUACACUUUCCUCUUCCAUUGUCUAUCGUGUAGCUCGCACUGCCUCCCAGGAUGUGCACAACCUGCUCAGUGCUCUUUACUUACUGCUCCCCUGCCUUGUUAAUCCUGUUAUCUAUGGAGCCAGAACCAAGGAGAUCCGACAACACCUAGUCAAGAUAUUCCAGAGUGCAGAAACUUAG